AGUGUUUGUCCGCCUCUCUUGUGUUGUAUAGUGUAUUACACCCAGAUAGAGCCGUCUGAGUGGAUUCCGGGAGGCGGACUGUGUACGGGCCGCUACCGGGAAGGAAGGUUUACUUCAGUAUACCUUUGUAUUAACUGACUGGUUUUGUUCGUGAAUUAAAGUGGUAGUCCGACCGGGUCCAACAAUGAUGGUGCUUGGGCACCAAGAUAGAUUACACGUCCUAGUUGGACAAAGGUUCGCUAUCGUGCUGGGAAGCGACGUGGAGUUGGAUGUAAAUAGGGUGUCGGAGUGGCCGUGGAGAUGUGGAGUGAUUCGGGCGGCCUCCCAUAAAGAUAUUUACUGCACCGAUUUGAAGAUCUGUUUGGAGUUUGAGAACGAACCAUGGGAGACACGAACCUGGGUGGAACUGUAUGGUGCCCAAGUCCAGAUGUUUCUGGUAGAGCACAGCUUGGCGGUAGCUGAUCGCGUAUGCCCUAGUAACCCUAAGAUUUCGGUUCAGUGCCCCGCAAUGACAUUUAAGAGCUUGGUGAGCAAAGUGCCUAUCGAUUCGAUUUCAUGCAUUCAGUUUCUUGGUGAUAGAAACAAACUCUUCAUGCCUAAAGACGCCGUGCAACCUGUGCGGGAUCGAGAGAACCUGAAGGAGUUCAUGCAGGUGAAUAGGAGCUUCUAUAAAGAGUUCCAAGAAGUCAUCAGGAAAAAUGUGGAUGAAAACCGUGUGCUUCAAGCUGCAAAGAAUUUAGUUGGAACAUCCAUAAAGGUCUAUAGCAUGGAUCCAUCAAUCCAGUGGUUUUCGGCAACCGUACUCAACUCCAACCCCAAUUUACGCACUCUGGAGAUUAAAUGUGAACAGCUUCCAUCUUUAAAAAUUAUUGACCCAGCACUGAUACAUGUUAAACUCGUACAUAACUACUGUGAUAAAACUGUAAGAUCCAGGAAAUCCCAACCCCCAAAAAGGGUGUCUCAGGAACUGAUGGAGAAACCAGAAGCCAAACAGAUUCGAGUUGAGAAGAUGCCUGCAAAUGACACCACACAGAAAAGCUUUAUUACUUACUCCAGAGAUGACGGGAAGACACUGGUAGUGGUUGACAACCCACAAUCCUCAGGGAAUCUAAUAAACUUAAUGAAGCCAGAUCCACAACUGACUGGAAAUAACCUCUUCUCUAUGCGUUCCGUGCCUGUUGAUUUUGGAGACGCGUUGCUUGGUUGCACCGCCACCACACCGGCUAGCCAAAACCUGGCUUCCCGCGCAACGCCUCCGCAGGCAAAUUCCCCGCCAAGCUUUGGUGCAGAGACCCCUCAGGGGAAAUUCAGCGGACUCGUGGAAACAUCCUCAGUACUGAAUGGUGAAUACAAUAAUUUGUUCCUGAAUGCUGCAAUGUCCCAAGGCAAUAACAGAGGCUUAGGUUUUGGCCUGGCAGAAAAGUCAACUGCUCCUUUUUCUUCAAUUUCCUCAACUUUUCAGUCUUUGCCUGGCCAAAAAACUGGGAUCAAAUCAGAAAAUCUCUUUGAGGCCUUCACAAAGCCGUCAACUGUGUUCCCCAAGGGCUUUGAGUUUUCAGUGGAGCGUUUUCCCGGCAAAAACACGCUCUCAGUGACUGAUGCUCCCAAAAAUGCUGACACAGCAAAAGUGUUCAGUGUGGCUUCCUCUACAAACAGCGUGAAACCGGUGACCGGCCAAGGACUAAACAUCAAAAAAGAACACGUUGGUGGAACUCCUAAUAAAGUAGAAGUGCCCCACGUUAGGAGCCCCACAAAAGCUGAGGGUGUUACCUAUCCCAAAUCGGUGCUGUUGGACACACAGAAAUUAAAAAGAUUGCAGCAAAGCGGAGACUGCUUCGUGCAAGAUGGCUCCUGCAAUAACAUAGCGCCUCACCUUCACAAGUGCAGAGAAUGCCGCCUAGACCGCUUUGGGAGAAGCAAGGAGCAGCGGGAUUCGGCCGUAUUCUGCAGGUUCUUCCAUUUCCGCAGGUUACACUUUAACAAGCAUGGAAUAUUGCGAGAGGGAGGAUUCCUAACACCCAAUAAAUAUGACGUUGAAGCAAUAAAUCUGUGGCUCCCUAUACCAAACAGUGUUGUGGGGCUUGAUCUGGACACAGCCAAAUAUAUCCUUGCAAAUAUCGGGGACCACUUCUGCAAACUGGUCAUGUCGGAGAAAGAAGUCAUGACGUCCGUUGAUGCACAAAAACAAGUAGCCUGGAAGCGGGCAGUGCGUGGCGUCCGUGAAAUGUGCGAUGUCUGCGACACAACCAUAUUCAACCUUCACUGGGUCUGUCCCAAGUGUGGAUUUGGAGUCUGUGUAGACUGCUACCGAAUGAAAAAGAAAACCGGAGACAAUAAUAGUGCUGGUUUUGCGUGGCUGAAAUGUGUUAAAGGCCAAUUACAUGAGCCAGAAAAUCUGAUGCCGACGCAGAUUAUUCCGGGCAAAGCUCUUUAUGAUGUCGGAGAUAUUGUACACUCAGUUCGUGGGAAGUGGGGAAUUAAAUCUAAUUGUCCGUGUUCCAACAAGCACCAGAAGCCUAUAUCAAAGCCCAUUGUGAAAGAGGAAGUAAAGCAGAGUUCUCUUGGCGGAGCCGAGUCAACAAAUGGCAGCAGCAUAUCCCAGUCUGUCAAGUUAUUUACACCUGAGCCAACGCCGGUUAUCAGUAAAACGCCUUCGCUUUUACCAUCUGGGCCACUGAGUUGGCUGACUAGUCUACCGCACACUACUGUGAACAAGGAAAACAAAGACAACCUGUUCGCUUCCUCAUUCAAAACUGAAUCCAAAACGCUACCAUCCUUCGCAACUUUUGGGAAGCCUGUAUCCGCUCUGCAAACAUUCAGCAGCUCAAUUUUAACUCCGAUGAGUAAUAACAACUCUGGCUUCUUACGGAACCUCCUCAAUUCUUCCAGUAUCAAGCAGGAGACCAACGAGAAGAGCACUCCUAAAAUUUUGGAUGACAUCUUUGCUUCGUUGGUUCAAACUAAACCUGCCAACGAAGUGGCCAGAAAACCCCAGGGGCUCCCGAUCCAGCCCAGCCUCAUGGGCUUCAACACUCCGCACUACUGGCUCUGCGAUAACCGAUUGCUGUGCCUGCAGGAUCCCAGCAACAAGAGCAACUGGAACGUGUUCAGAGAGUGUUGGAAGCAGGGCCAGCCUGUAAUGGUGUCGGGGGUGCACCAUAAAUUGAAUCGUGAACUUUGGAAACCUGAAUCCUUCAGGAGAGAGUUUGGGGAACAGGAAGCUGACCUCGUAAAUUGUAGAACCAAUGACAUCAUCACUGGAGCAACAGUUGGUGAAUUCUGGGAUGGCUUUGAAGACAUUUCAGCACGCAUUAAAUCCAGUGAAGGGGAAGAGAUGGUCCUGAAACUAAAAGACUGGCCACCGGGAGAAGACUUCAGGGACAUGAUGCAAUCUCGGUUUGACGACCUCAUGAAUAACAUUCCGUUACCGGAAUACACCAAGAGGGAGGGCAGACUGAAUCUCGCGUCCAGACUCCCAUCUUAUUUUGUGCGGCCUGAUUUGGGACCUAAAAUGUACAAUGCUUACGGUUUAAUAACCCCAGAGGACAGAAAAUAUGGGACCACCAAUCUCCACCUCGAUGUGUCUGAUGCCGCCAACGUUAUGGUGUAUGUGGGGAUCCCAAAAGGACAGCAGGAUCAGGAACAGGAGGUUCUCAAGACCAUACAAGAUGGUGAUGCAGAUGAACUGACCAUCAAGCGGUACGUGGAGUUCAAAGAGAAGCCAGGAGCUCUGUGGCACAUAUUUGCUGCCAAGGACACCGAGAAAAUCAGGCAGUUCCUUAAAAAGGUGGCCGAAGAACAAGGUCAAGAAAACCCACCUGAUCACGAUCCUAUCCAUGAUCAGAGCUGGUACUUGGACAGUGGUUUGAGGAAGAGGCUGCUCAAGGAGCACGGUGUUCAGGGAUGGGCAAUUGUCCAGUUCCUGGGUGACGUUGUAUUCAUUCCAGCUGGAGCUCCACAUCAGGUUCAUAAUUUGUACAGUUGCAUAAAAGUGGCAGAAGAUUUUGUUUCCCCGGAACACGUGAAACACUGUUUCUGGCUAACUCAGGAAUUCCGCUAUCUUUCGCAUACACAUACAAACCACGAAGACAAACUACAGGUAAAGAACGUUAUUUACCACGCUGUAAAGGAUGCUGUUGCGAUAUUAAAGGCUAACGAAGCGAGUCUCGGCAAGGUUUAACGGCAAACCUUAGAAUGGAUUUUGUACAAACUUCUUCUGGCAGCUGAAUUAAUCAAAUCACUAGUUCUAUCGAGAUGAUGCGAAUAUGAACUUUACUCGUUUCUCCUGUAACCCAUCUCGCAGCCCUCGCCGUACACCUCCAACAGCAUUUUAGGAGACAUUUCCAGCCACGGGAAAAAUCCAUCGAACGAUUACAAACAAGGAAUGAACAAAUGGGAGAUUCUCUACAAAACUCCCAGCAGCUUUGGUCUCUGUCCUGAGCGGGGAAAACUUUUUUUUAAAAAAAGAAAAAGUGCCAUGUUGAAGAAAAAUAGAGAAAACCGAUGUGAGUGAUGAUCAGCUUUCCGAGUUGCUGCUUACAUCUGGCUCUUAAAUGGUCAAUGUUUCAAAACCAAAACACUUUUUUAAAACUGUACUGAAAUAUACCUCUCAGAUUUUUGGACGUUAUCCAAAAAUACUCUGUAAAUCUGGUCCUUCCCUGUUCUGUUUUUUUUUUUGUUUUCCCUAAUAUGUGUGGGAAAUUGGGGAGGUAACAAUUAAAGCCCUUUUUUUUCCUUUUAUAAAUAUAUAUAUAUAUAUAUAUAUAAGAAUAUUGUAGCCUUGAGGAUUGCUGGAAUGCGCGUUCUAAGUAAAAUGUAAAUAAGCAGGCUCUUAUCAUUUUACAUUAAUCUAGAACUAGCACUGAUGGUGCCUGUGUAAUUAAAUACAUUGAUUUAGAUACUUUGCAAUUGUACGACUUUAAUUUAAUUAACGUUACUUUGGAAUAUUAAUUUGCUUGAGUGUGGGGCGGAUGAGUUCAGAACGAACCCGAUGGUUAACGGGUCAUCGAAUACACUUGUAAUUUUUGUAUUACUUCAGUACUUAUAAAUAAAGUUAUUUGUGUUUGAUUUA
This is a messenger RNA of Spea bombifrons (plains spadefoot toad), 5071 nucleotides long. It is a transcript of the gene KDM3A, whose product is annotated as lysine demethylase 3A. Gene Ontology annotation, biological process: regulation of transcription by RNA polymerase II. The record is from RefSeq and is a predicted model, not a curated record. Gene Ontology annotation, cellular component: histone deacetylase complex; chromatin. Bases 185 to 4180 code for a protein of 1331 amino acids. Gene Ontology annotation, molecular function: histone H3K9 demethylase activity; chromatin DNA binding; transcription coregulator activity. The transcript is spliced from 27 exons. Lineage: Eukaryota; Metazoa; Chordata; Amphibia; Anura; Pelobatidae.